CACUCAACAUUACACAACACUUACACGCAGCUUUCCUCUGAGAGGAGAAACCCAGUACAGGCUUAUUUUCGUUCUGGAGGUCUCACCCAGGAGAACAGGACAGGAAAAGAGGACACAAGGAAGAAAUUGACUAUUUUCACUUUCUCUUUUGGAAACUCGCAAUUUUGUUCAGCUAUUUACUAAGAGAUUGUGAGUUUGCAUGACUCAAGCUUGGGGUGAAUGAGUUGUCAUGGUGACUGACACUUGUAGGCUGACCCCAGAUGAAGACUGGAUGUUGAAUGGGCUGUAGCGGCCAGUCAGCAAGAGUAACGGGGAGUUAUCGGUGAACCAGGAAAAAAGAGGGAUAAUAGGAUGGAGGACGGCUUUUCUAGCUACAGCAGUCUGUAUGACACCUCAUCACUGCUGCAGUUCUGCAAUGAUGACAGUGCCUCAGCAGCGAGCAGUAUGGAGGUGACGGACCGGAUCUCUUCUCUGGAGCAGCGGGUUCAGUUGCAGGAGGAUGAAAUUCAGCUGCUUAAGUCGGCCCUGGCUGAUGUGGUGAGGAGGCUGAACAUCUCAGAGGAGCAACAGGCCAUGCUGAGUAGGAAAGGACCAACCAAAGAAGCAGCAGUGAGGAGAGACUCCCCCUCCUCUGACAGCAGUGUUGGGAAGUCAGCUAGACCCAUGAUCGCCGCUCUUCCACUGAGACCAACUGUCAAUAAUGGCACUGGCCUGCCUAGAAAAGGUCUCACACUGCCAUCACCCUCCAGCUCCAAGAAGGACAGCAGCUCACCAGCAACCAAAAGUAUGUCCAAUCUGCCCAGGUUUCUCCUAAAGCUGCCUCACAGCACUGUGAAGAGAACAAAUUCAUCAGAACAGGUUGGUCCCAAAAGGAAAGACAGUGUGGAUUCCAAAACCAAUCGAACCCGUGCUGGUUCCAUUGGGAGCAAUGCAAGUGGAAAGAAAGUCACAGAAACCAAACAGAGAGAGCCUGUGUUCAGUGCAGGGAUGCGACGUGUGACGCACUGCAAAGAUGAAGGUUAUGUCAAAAUGUAUUUAAAGGGACGACCCAUUACCAUGUACAUGCCCAAAGACCUGGUGGACACCUACAGCCUAGAAGCAAAGAUUGAUUUGCCUCCUAAGAAACUGAAGCUAGAUUGGGUUUAUGGUUAUCGGGGCCGGGACUGUCGAUCCAACCUCUACUUGCUUCCAACGGGGGAAACGGUUUAUUUCAUUGCGUCUGUGGUUGUGCUUUAUAAUGUGGAUGAGCAACUUCAAAGACACUACACUGCACAUACAGAUGAUAUCAAGUGCCUAGCUGUCCAUCCUGAUAAAAUCACCAUAGCAACAGGACAAGUGGCUGGCACGUCCAUGGAUGGAAAACAGCUGGCCCCUCAUGUGCGAGUGUGGGACUCUGUGAGUUUGAACACGUUGCACGUUCUUGGAACUGGUUUCUUUGAUAGAGCUCUAGUGUGCCUUUCUUUUUCAAAAUCAAAUGGUGGAAGCUGGUUGUGUGUUGUGGAUGAUUCGAAUGAUCACAUCCUCUCUGUAUGGGACUGGCAGAAGGAAGAAAGGUUUGCUGAAGUGAAGUGCUCCAAUGAGUCUGUGUUUGCUGCUGAUUUCCACCCGACGGAUGCUAAUAUAGUUGUUACCUGUGGGAAGUCGCACCUAUAUUUUUGGUCAUUAGAGAAGGGCACUCUUGUGAAAAAACAGGGUCUAUUUGAGAAACAAGAGAAGCCCAAGUUUGUAUUAUGCGUGACUUUUUCAGAAAACGGUGACGCUAUCACAGGAGAUUCAAGUGGAAAUAUACUUGUUUGGGCAAAAGGUUGUAAUCGUAUUAGCUUGGCUAUUCAGGGUGCGCAUGAGGGGAGCGUCUUUGCACUUUGCAUGAUGAGAAAUGGGACGCUGGUCUCUGGUGGGAAAGACCGCAAACUCAUCUCCUGGGAUGAAAAUUACCAAAAAAUUCAGACGGUUGAGGUGCCUGAGUUAUAUGGCCCUAUUCGAACUGUUGCUGAAGGAAAGGGAGAGACUGUUCUGAUUGGCACUACUAAAAACUACAUCCUACAAGGUAGUCUGGAUGGGGAAUUCAUACCCAUUACGCAGGGGCACAUUGAUGAAUUAUGGGGCCUGACUGUGCAUCCACAGAAGCACCAAUUCCUCACCUGUGGUCAUGACAAACAUGUGUGCCUAUGGGACUCAGUCGCCCAUCAGCCAAUAUGGACCAAAACAAUGGAGGAUGCCGCCCAAUCGGCGGGAUUCCACCCGUCUGGGGCAACGGUUGCUAUAGGAACGCAGACGGGCAGGUGGCUCGUCCUCGAUACGGAAUCGAAGGAUCUGGUGACCGUGCACACGGAUGGGAACGAACAGCUGUCGGUUAUGCGCUUUUCUCCAGAUGGCAAUUUCCUUGCAAUUGGGUCACAUGACAACUACAUCUACAUUUAUGCUGUGGGAGAAAACGGCAAGAAAUACAGCAGGGUUGGAAAAUGCUCAGGUCAUUCUAGCUUCAUAACUCAUCUGGAUUGGUCUGUGGAUUCUCAGUACUUGGUUUCAAACUCAGGAGACUAUGAGAUCCUUUACUGGAUCCCAUCUGUGUGCAAGCAAGUUGUGAGUGUGGAGACCACCCGUGACAUUGAAUGGGCCACUUUCACCUGUACUCUGGGCUUCCUUGUUUUUGGUUUGUGGCCAGAUGGAUCAGAUGGGACUGACAUAAAUGCUGUGUGCAGCUCUAAUGCAAAGAGACUGCUCGCCACAGGAGACGACUUCGGAAAAGUGCACGUUUUUUCAUUUCCGUGCUCUCAGUCUAGAGUAAGAAACGACACAGACAUUCAAACAUCAUAUUAAUAGUUUUGAGUUUGGCACAGUGUAAACAAAAUAUAUA
Paramisgurnus dabryanus is the source of this 2857-nucleotide messenger RNA. The record is from RefSeq and is a predicted model, not a curated record. NCBI's taxonomy places the organism in Eukaryota, Metazoa, Chordata, Actinopteri, Cypriniformes, Cobitidae.